AUGGACAUGUACCGAGCGUCUAUUAACUUGAUCGGAGUGACAUCAACGUUACUUAAUGAUGCUUCUGAUGCAAGCACGCUAUUUUCCCGUGUGAGCAGCCAUAUCACAGACCCGGAUCUUGCACGAGAGAUCAGUAAGUGGAAGAAGAGAUCAGAUAUUAUUGCAAAGAACCCAGCUAUUGCCAAUGCUCGCCAAAUCUUCAUGGGUGAUCCUCAUGAUUCAAGGCAACUACUAGUCGAGACUCGUGGGUUUAAUGACUUUGUAAGGAAGGUCGGACCACUUUCGGUGGUUGCGAGUACACAAGACGAUAUUGAGAGAUCAUUAAAGUAUCAAGAAGUGAUCCGACAUGAGAUUAGAGAUGCCGAAGAAGCAGAAACGGAUCGAGUUCUUAGAAAGCAACAGCCUUGGCAGAGGCAGCCAGCCAUUCCUCGACACGUCAACCACCGAUCAGGUUAUUCUAGUGAGAUUCGUCGAGAAAUUAGUCCCCCGCCUUUUCCUGUCAUUGGGUAUGAUCAAUCACGUCCCCCAUCUGGAUCCUCGCCCGUCAAUUGGCCUCGUGGUGAAGAUCAGGACAGCCCAUGCGCAAAAAGACCUCGUUAUAAUAAUCCACGCUUCGAUUAG
This is a messenger RNA of Venustampulla echinocandica, 621 nucleotides long. RefSeq lists its product as uncharacterized. The record is from RefSeq and is a predicted model, not a curated record. The transcript has a single exon. NCBI's taxonomy places the organism in Eukaryota, Fungi, Ascomycota, Leotiomycetes, Helotiales, Pleuroascaceae. The coding region runs from base 1 to 621 and encodes 206 amino acids.